Molecule: messenger RNA, 2283 nt
Organism: Catharus ustulatus (Swainson's thrush)
Lineage: Eukaryota; Metazoa; Chordata; Aves; Passeriformes; Turdidae
Gene: FUT9
Product: fucosyltransferase 9
Exons: 3
Coding region: 314-1468 (384 amino acids)
Cellular component (GO): membrane
Molecular function (GO): alpha-(1->3)-fucosyltransferase activity
Source: RefSeq, a predicted model, not a curated record
ACUCUAGCCCUUACAGCAAAUCAGCAGUUUGUGGAGCUACGUGGAAAUCCACCCAAUCUCUCUCUUUCCUGGCUUCACAAGUGGGAGCUGUUGAUACCUGCACGGCUCCUGGUGCAAGGCAGAGCAGAAGAGCACAGUAAGUUAAUCCGCAAGCCAUUCAGAAACGUCUAGGACAGAGACAGUGACACCAGGGAAUCAUAUGUCUGCACUGAACAUCUAGUAAAUUGUUUACUUGGAGGGUUGAUGAGAAACGUGCAAAUGAACCUCUGAAGGAACUACUUGUCAGAUAUUUACCCAUUCUGCAAUCUGUCACAUGAAGCUGCUGUAUUCUAGGAUGCAUCACAGAUGGAAGAUUUUGUCUCCACAGCCACAAUGUUCUGAACAAAUUAUGACAUCGACAUCUAAAGGAAUUUUCCGGCCAUUUUUUAUUAUCUUCAUUAUCCUUGGUUGUUUCAUGGCAUUUAUAUUAAUUUAUAUAAAACCAACAAAUAGCUGGAUUUCUGGUCCUAUAGAAUCAGCCAGCUCAGUGUUGAAAAUGAAGAACUUCUUUUCUUCCAAAACUGAUAAUCUCAAUGAAACUACUGUUUUGAUCUGGGUUUGGCCAUUUGGCCAGACGUUCGAUCUAACAUCCUGCCAAACGAUGUUCAACAUCCCUGGGUGCCAUCUGACCAUUGACCGCUCGCUCUAUAACAGAUCCCACGCUGUUCUCAUUCAUCACAGAGACAUUAGCUGGGAUCUGGCUAACUUACCUCAGCAAGCCAGGCCACCAUUCCAGAAGUGGAUUUGGAUGAACUUGGAGUCUCCAACUCAUACUCCACAAAAGAGUGGCAUUGAACACCUUUUUAACCUGACCCUGACUUACCGGCGUGAUUCAGAUAUCCAGGUGCCUUAUGGCUUCAUGAUGGUCGGUACGAGUUCCUUCACAUUUGAAGUACCAAGUAAGGAAAACUUGGUCUGUUGGGUUGUAAGUAACUGGAACCCCGAGCACGCCCGAGUCAAGUAUUACAACGAGCUUAGCAAGUACAUUGAAAUCCACACCUACGGACAAGCCUUCGGAGACUACGUCAACGAUAAAAACUUGAUUCCAACUAUCUCCACUUGCAAAUUCUACCUUUCCUUUGAAAAUUCAAUCCACAAAGAUUACAUUACUGAGAAACUUUACAACGCUCUUCUGGCUGGAUCAGUACCAGUUGUACUGGGCCCUUCCAGAGAAAAUUAUGAGAAUUACAUUCCAGCAGACUCUUUCAUACAUGUGGAAGAUUUUCUCUCCCCCAGAGAGCUGGCAGAAUAUCUUCUGAUGCUUGACAAAAAUAACAAGAUGUAUCUUAGUUAUUUCAACUGGAAGAAAGAUUUUUCAGUGCAUCUUCCUAGGUUCUGGGAAUCACAUGCAUGUCUUGCUUGUGAUCAUGUGAAAAGACACCAGGAAUACAAGUCCAUUGGAAAUUUAGAAAAAUGGUUUUGGAAUUAAUUUGUGUUGGGGGAGGGGGUGUGCAGGUGUGUGUGGGUUUGGGUGUGUGCUUCUGUGUGCACUUUUUUGAAGAAACCAGUAAAGACUUCAGUCCAAGUGGAGAGGAAAGGAAUAGAGAAAAAAAAGAAGGAAAAAAGACUCACAUUUCAUGGUUUAUCAGUUAUUCUCUCUUGGCUAUCCUAUUUAUAUUUUGUAAGAGAUUUUAAAAGAUCAACAGCAGCAGUCAUCAAUACUCAGUUUCAAAUUAUAAUAGAGAUACUAAUUAUGUGCACUGAAGAGUGAUUACUUAUUAUAAAUUUAAAACAUGAUUUUCCACAUUUUCUGUGAAAUAUGUCCUGGUCUUACACUUGAAGUAGUAAUUUUUAACAAUUGAGAGGUUUUUGGUUCUAACAUUAUCUUUGCUGUUUAACCUAUUUGGAAAAUGAGGAAAGAAUUUUUAAAUGCCAGAGAAAAUUUUAAGAACAUAAUUUGUUGUUCCAGGUAGAAAUGUGUGUAGUACUUCAAAAGACAGUAAAUUUUCAUAUGUACAUCUUUCAUUUAAGACCACAGUAGAGUACAAUACCUAACAUUAUGGAAACAUGAUUAAUUGUCCCCUUUUUAAAGGUAAUGAACCUAGAAUUAUUUUUUUUUAAAUGUAUUAGAAUAUUGGAUAGUCUUUGUUUCUAAAAAUGUUUCCUAAAAAAUUAUGUUAGGUCUCAUUAUGUUGCUUCAGGAAUGUAUCUCUUCUCACCCUCUGUAGAAAAAGAAAAGAGAUUUAGAUAAAAUUACCAAUCCUGGUGACCAAAGCCCAGAUUAAUCCAAUUUUUGAGUAUAUU